Molecule: messenger RNA, 5258 nt
Organism: Melopsittacus undulatus (budgerigar)
Lineage: Eukaryota; Metazoa; Chordata; Aves; Psittaciformes; Psittaculidae
Product: complement C4
Exons: 41
Coding region: 53-5110 (1685 amino acids)
Biological process (GO): complement activation
Cellular component (GO): extracellular region
Molecular function (GO): endopeptidase inhibitor activity; protein binding
Source: RefSeq, a predicted model, not a curated record
AGAUUGACAGUGGCUGUUUGGUGUUUCUAUUUUGCAGAAGUCGAAUUUUCCAAUGGAAAGGCUGGUAUUUUUGAUGAGCUAUUAUUUGCUGUUGUCCAGUGCACAGCAAGCACCAUCAUUUCUUAUUACUGCCCCAAAUGUGGUACAUUUGGGUACACAUGAGACAAUAACAGCUCAAGUCCAUGGAGCACAACAUCCUGUGCAAGUUACUGCAUACUUCAAAGAUGAGACAAAAGAUCAGCUCCUUUCAGAGAGGGUAAUCUUUAACCUUAACCAAAAUAACAACUACCAAGACAUGAAAAAAUUAAUGGUCAAGCCAGGAACUCAACAACAGGAUCUGUUCAAGAGGCGUCAUCAGCCAUAUGUUCUGCUAGUCACUGAAAGCAGAGACCUGUAUAAGCAGAAUGUUCAAAGCACUCGCAUCCUCCUGUCUUCCAAGAAAGGCUACAUUUUUAUUCAGACAGAUAAGCCUAUAUACACACCAAAUUCCAAAGUAAAAUACAGGAUCUUCAUUCUGGACAAUGCUAUGAGGCCAGCAGAUGACACAGUUACAGUCGCUGUGCUAAAUUCAAAAGGAAUGGUGGUUAAAAAGUCAGACCGGAAAAUAAAAACAGUGUUCACUGAAAACUUUGAAAUACCUGAUGUUGCUGAACCUGGAACUUGGAAAAUCAAGGCCUGGUUUCAUGAAUACGAUAUGUCUAAUGUUUCUGCUGAAUUUGAAGUUAAAAUUUAUGAACUUCCAUCUUUUGAAGUCAAACUCAUCCCACUUCAGCCAUACUACUACAUCUGGAAUGACAGCUUUGUGUUUGAAAUCGAGGCGAAACACACUUAUGGGAAAGGUAUUCAAGGUGUUGCAUAUGUGCGGUUUGGCAUAAUGGAUGAAAAUGAGAGAAAAGUCUUUCUUCCAGGCCUGGAGCAACAGCUGUCAAUUCAAAAUGGAAAAGGAAGAGUUACUUUAAAUACUCCACUUUUGGAAGAGAAAUUAGAGAAGAGUAUUUCUACUCUGGAAGGACUUCAUUUAUAUGUUGCUGUUACCACUGUAGAAACUGCAAGUGGUGAGAUGAGGGAAGAGGAACUCAGCAAUGUAAAGUUUGUGAAAUCUCCUUAUGUUGUUGAUCUGUCUAACACCAAAAAGUAUUUUGUGCCUGGAGCCCCCUUCUCUGUUGUGGCAUCUGUCACUUCGGUUGAUGGCUCUCCUGCUGCCUCUCUACCUGUCACUGCUACUGUUACCUUGCCUGGACAUGCCCCAAUGAAGAAGACUGCACUUUCCAACAAAGAGGGUCUAAUCCCCUUUAAAUUUAACAUCCCUGGAGAUGCUCAGAUGCUUGAAAUAAUGGUAAAGGCUGAAGAGGGAAAAGAAAAAUUAGAAUCACCAGAAACCAGUAUCAGAGCUGAAAGAUACCAGUCUGUUUCUCUGAACUACCUCAGCAUCAGCAUCCCACAUACUGUUAUGACACCUGGAGAUACUUUACAUAUCACCUUGAAUGAUAUUCGUCAGCCUGGCAGUGGAAGCCUUGACUAUUUCUAUUAUAUGGUUGUGACAAAAGGACAAGUUGAGCUUUUGGGAAGGGUCCCCUCUUCAAACAAAAUAAUAAACCUUAAAAUCACCAAGAAGAUGGUGCCCGCCUUUCGCUUUUUAGCUUACUACUUCAUUGCAAAUGAGGGCCGUCAAGAGAUUGUUGCGGAUUCUGUAUGGGUGGAUGUUAUGGAUGUUUGUGAAGGAAAGAUUAAAGUGCGAACAGAACGAGAGAUGUAUGAACCAACAGAAAAAGUCAAUUUGAAGAUCGAAACAGACCAUGCAGGAGUAAUUGCCCUAGCUGUGGUUGAUAAAGCAGUUUUUAUUAUGAACAAGAAAAAUAAGCUUACAGCUAAAAAAGUAUUCAAUGCUAUGAAUUCAUAUGAUCUUGGAUGCUCUGCAGGUGGUGGUGCAGAUAGUGCUCAAGUUUUUACUGAUGUUGGUCUGGCUUUUUUAUCGGAUACAAUUCAAUCCAAAAUUCGGGAAGGUUAUAAAUGCCUCCAGGUUACCAAAAGGCAGAAGAGAUCUUUGGAUUUUCAGAAGAAACUGUCAGGACUUGCCAGAAAAUAUCAAAACAUUGAUCUACAAAAAUGCUGUCAAGAUGGAAUGAAAUUAAAUCCCAUGCGGUUUUCUUGUGUGAAAAGGCUAAGAAAAGUGUCUGGCUCCCCCGAAUGCAGAAGAGCCUUCCAGGACUGCUGUGAGAAAGCCACAGCCCUCAGAAAGAAGGAAAAGUGGACUAGGACCAGAAUGGGCUUGGCACGACACUAUGAUGACCAAGAAGAAGAGUUUUAUGAAACCUCUCCCAACUUGCGCAGUUAUUUUCCUGAGAGCUGGUGGUGGAAUAUUGAAGAAGUGAAAAACCCUGGAAAUCAUAGCAUAGAAAAUUUUGCUCCUGAUUCUAUAACUUCCUGGGAAGUUCAGGCAAUAAGCAUAUCUCCACAAAAAGGAUUUUGUAUAGCUGAACCCCACACCUUUGCAGUUUUCAAAGCCUUUUUUGUAUCCCUGAGAUUGCCAUACUCAGUCAGACGACAUGAACAGCUAGAAAUAAAAGCAGUGAUUUACAACUACCUGCCCAAUGAUGUCCAGGUUGUAGUGACAAUGGAAGCAGCAAAGGGGUUGUGCACCACAGAGGCUAUGGACAAGGCUGUGCAGCAGAUUCUGGUGGCUAAAGGGAACUCUGCAACACCAGCCUACUUUUCGGUUGUCCCUCUGACUGUGGGAGAAAUCCCAAUUACUAUUGUUACUUUUGAGACAUCUUCUGGACACAGUGAUAGCAUUAGGAAAAACCUCAAAGUUGUGGCUGAAGGUGUUCUACAGAGAGAAGAAAAGACCAUUUGCAUUAACAGUGACUUAAAGUUCCAUACACUGGAUCUGAACAGACCAUCUGAUAUGGUACCAGAUUCUGAUAGUCACGUGUUUGUUAGCCUGAAAGGAAAUAUUAUGGACGAGUCUGUUGGAAAUUGUCUUAGUCUCAAUGGAGUUGAGAAACUUAUUCAAGUGCCCACAGGCUGUGCAGAGCAAACAAUGGUGAAAAUGGCCCCUGCAGUCUACGCUAUUGAGUACUUGAAGGCUAGUGAGCAGUGGGUGAACUUUAAUCCUGAACAGAAGGAGGAAGCCAUUAGCAUGAUCGAAAAAGGUUAUACUAGAAUUCUUGAGUUUCAGAAGGCAGAUGGAUCCUAUGGAGCAUUUAAAACAACUCCCAGUAGUGUAUGGUUAACUGCAUUCAUUGUUAAAGUACUCACAAGGAGCAGAGAAUACACUAGUGUCCAAGACAGUCACAUACACAAUUCAAUUUCCUAUUUGGUCAAUCAACAACAGCCAGAAAAUUCAUUCCAUGACCGUCACCCAGUACUGGACAGGACUAUGCAGGGUGGCAUUGGGUCAGCAGAAGAGGAUUUGGCUUUGACAGCCUUUGUAACUAUAGCACUGCAACAGACUUUACAGGUCUUCGAGUCACCUGAUGUGGUACAAGUGAUUAGAGGAGCAGUGGCUUACAUGAAAAAUCAGCUUCCAAGAAAUACUAACUGCUAUUCUACAGCCAUCACUGCUUAUGCUCUGACACUUGUGCAGUCUGGUAGUGAAGAAGCCCAGUCCGCAAAAGAAAAAUUAAGGGGCUGUUCUGUUUUUGAUGCAGCAACGCAGCAACGCUACUGGGGAAAUGGCAAUGAUGCAGUCUCAGUGGAAACUACUGCCUAUGCAUUGCUUCAAACAUUGCUCCUGAAAGACAUGGAGUACGCAAAGCCUAUCGCUACGUGGCUUACAGAAAGAAGGAACUACGGUGGAGGAUACUGCUCUACACAGGACACAGUGGUGGCCCUAGAAGCUCUGUCAGCAUACAGCAUACAGACAUUGAACACUAGUCCCACCAACCUGACUGUAAAACUGGGAACACCUGGAAGACAAAGAGACUAUAGUAUUACUCUAACUGAUACUGAUGAAGCAAUUCAGAAGGAGCUAGAGUUUGAACUUGGGAGAAAACUUGAAGUGUCUGUACAUGGCAGAGGAAAUGGAACAAUGAGUAUAUUAAAAAUUUAUUGGUCAUCUGAGCUGAAGAACAACACAUGUAAUGAUUUGAUUUUGACAGUGGAAAUGGAAGGGAACAUUAAGUACUCUGAAAAUGCAUACUACGAUGAAAACAAUGAUUAUGAGGACUCAUUUGAUGCAGAAAACAGAGCGUUUGAGCCACAGUCCGAAAUAGAGUGGUUUGAUAUCCACAGCAGAAGGAAAAGGGAUGUGAUCUUUCCUGGUAAAUCAGAACUGCUGCAGUACAAAGUCUGUGUCAGGUCCACAGGUUCCAAUCCACCAAAGAUGUCCCUGGUAGAACUCUCUCUACUGAGUGGCUUGGAGCCUGACGCAAAGGAUCUCGAUCAGUUGGUGAUGUCUUCAGACCAGUACAUUCAGCACUAUGAGUACAAGGAAGGAAAGGUUUUGCUAUAUUUUGGUGAGAUUACAAGCGGAACAGACCCAGACUGUAUAUCAUUUGGGGCAAAGCAAAUCAAUCCCAUGGGCUUGGUUCAGCCAGCAAAUGCCAUCCUUUAUGAUUUUUACAACCCAGACAGAAAGUGCAGUGUGUUCUACAGUGCUCCUAAGAACAGUGCCAUGCUUUCAAAGGUGUGCCAUGGCAAUGUUUGCCAGUGUGCAGAAGGUCCCUGCCCAAGACAAAAAUCAACUUUCAGUAAAUCUGUAACACAUAUGUCACGUUCUAGUUUUGUCUGCUACUAUCCUAUUGCAGAUUAUGUGUACGAGGUGGAACUCCUCAAUAGUACUCAGAAGAAUGUUUUUAAUUACUAUGAGGCCAAAAUACACCAAAUCCUUAAAGCCACUAGCGAUGAAAGCAUCCAAAUGGGUGUCCACCGACAGUUCCUAACACGCUCUGCAUGCAACUUAAACGUGGUCACUGGCAAACGGUACCUCAUCAUGGGGAGAGAUGGGCAAACGGUUGAUUUCAACAACAAGAUGCAGUACCUCCUUGAUUCACAAACCUGGGUAGAGAAAAUUCCAGAAGACAGCGAGUGCCGCACCACCCUGCACCGACAAGCCUGUGCUGACCUGCAUGACUUCAUGGACACAUCUGAAAACCUGUGCUCUUUCUGAACCAUUGCUCUGCUUCCCACGUCCUGUCUGUGUGACUGCGACGUGGCUCCUUCCAGAAUUUUUCUUGCUGAUUCUGUUUUGCUGAUUGGGCUAUUUCUUGGAGACAUAGGUGGGGGGAGGAAAGUGAAAUAAAAAAAGAUUGCAGUUA